CCGUAACUAAACGAGUAGACGCGCGGCUGGUGUGGUGUUUAUGGUGUGAGCACUUGACUCUUCCUCCCAGUCUCUCCCUCGUCCUCUGGAGAAAUGGCCGCGACAGUGAAACUCAACACCGGUGCACAUAUUCCCACAGUCGGGCUCGGCACAUGGAAGUCUGCCCCUGGUCAGGUGACAGCAGCAGUGAAAGCAGCCAUCAAAGCAGGAUACAGGCACAUCGAUGGAGCGUUCAUCUACCACAACGAGGCCGAGGUGGGAGAAGGUGUUCAGGCCAUGAUCAAGGAUGGCGUGGUGAAGAGAGAGGAUCUUUUCAUUGUUAGCAAACUGUGGUGCACUUUCCAUGAGAAGUCCGCGGUGAGGCAGGCUUGUGAGAAGACCCUCAGUGAUCUCCGACUGGAGUACGUCGACCUCUACCUCGUGCACUGGCCCAUGGGUCUCAAGCCCGGCGAUGACGAAUUUCCUCUGGACAGCGCAGGACAGCUGAUCAGUGGUAACACAGACUUACUGGAGACUUGGGAGGGGAUGGAGGAGCUGGUUGACGCUGGUUUGGUGAAAGCCAUCGGUGUCUCCAACUUCAACAAGGAGCAGAUUGAAGCCAUUCUCAACAAGCCCGGCCUCAAAUACAAGCCUGCCAACAACCAGGUGGAGUGCCACCCAUACCUGACCCAGGAGAAGCUGAUCAAAUACUGCCACUCUCAGGGCAUCUCAGUGACGGCGUACAGCCCCCUGGGCUCCCCUGACAGAGACUGGGCUUCAGCAGAUGACCCACCACUUCUGAAGAGUCCCAUCCUGAAGGCCAUUGCAGAGAAGUACAAGAAGAGCACAGCUCAGGUCCUGAUCCGCUUCCACGUCCAGAGGAACGUGAUCGCGAUCCCCAAGUCCGUCACGCCUCAGCGCAUUCAGGAGAAUUUCCAAGUGUUCGACUUUGAACUGAGCGCGGAGGAAAUGAAAACUAUAUCUGGAUUCAACAGGAACUGGAGGGCCUGUCCCAUGGAGUGGGGCUCGACCCACAAGGACUUUCCCUUCAAAGCUGAAUUCUGAAAAAAAACACGCUGGUUUUUCUCAAGGUUUGCAGUGAAAGCUGGGGUUUGCUUUCUUUUACCACCCUGAACCUUUAAAGCCACUUACACUGUCAGUGCGGACUUGUAUUAGAUUUUUAUUUCCAUGUUACAUGUUUCAGGAAAUGCAAGGUAUUUUCAGGUGCACACAUACCAAUCCAGUAUCAACAACACUCCUCAUGGCCCUAAACCUGCUCUACACUCCUCUCUCCAGAUUAUUGUUUUCAAAUCUCCAGUUGUAGCUUCCUCUUUGUUUUUCUGUCUUUUCUUACGUUUUUAUUUUUUUGUGACUUGGGCUGAGGUGUUCGUGACUGCACAAUAGAUUUCCCUAAUCGUGGAUGACAAAAGUACUUCCCCCCCCUCCCCCGUUGUCUGAGUCAUGUGGCACUUUGUAACCAUGUGUAUUGAUCUUGUUAUGAAAUAACCACUCUCACUUCCCCUGUCAGCUGUUUUUAUUUUUAAUAAAGUCCUGUGGCAGAAAAAUACAA
Hippoglossus stenolepis (Pacific halibut) is the source of this 1549-nucleotide messenger RNA. Its product is annotated as aldo-keto reductase family 1 member B1. Gene Ontology annotation, molecular function: aldose reductase (NADPH) activity. The record is from RefSeq and is a predicted model, not a curated record. The transcript has 10 exons. Gene Ontology annotation, cellular component: cytosol. Lineage: Eukaryota; Metazoa; Chordata; Actinopteri; Pleuronectiformes; Pleuronectidae. Bases 94 to 1044 code for a protein of 316 amino acids.